Messenger RNA from Dibothriocephalus latus, 495 nucleotides. The record is from the annotation of a GenBank genome assembly. NCBI's taxonomy places the organism in Eukaryota, Metazoa, Platyhelminthes, Cestoda, Diphyllobothriidea, Diphyllobothriidae.
AUGAAGCCCUACAUUGUGCCCGUAUUCGUCUUUGGGCGUUCGGGAAUGGUCCUCACGGCUCUGUUGAUUCUCAUCGUAACAGUGACGGCGGCCUCAAAUUCUGUUCUGGGCGGCAGCUCUAUCCUCUAUCACGAUGUUCUAGGAGUUUACCUAAAGCCCUACAGGAAGAAGGAGGAUCGUCGAAUUUGCCUGCUUUGUGGAAAACCACGCAGAAAACUCACUGGCAGCAAGCAAACCUGUCACUGUUGCAGCAUGCUUGAGUGUACUGAGUGUGGACAGGAAGACAGAAUGACCAAUCGCGCGAUAACACGCUGGACUACUCCCUACAUUUGCAAUAUGCAUGGCAAGUAUCGUGCGUAUAAGACCGGUCUGAGCCAUCUGCGUCUGAGAAUAACCUACGUCACGCUGGCCUUAAUGAUGACACUGGUUAUUGCAAUCUACAUGAAAGAGGUAACCAUUUACUCCUAUAGCGAUGAGUUUGAAGAUUACAAAUGA